AUGGCAAACGCCCAGUACACCCUGCCCAAGCUUCCCUACGCUUACGAUGCGUUGGAGCCUCACAUCUCGGCCCAGAUCAUGGAGCUUCACCACAGCAAGCACCACCAGACCUACGUCACAAACCUGAACAAGGCCAUCGAGACAUACAACGCCAACCCCCUGCAGAACCGCAUCGCCGUCCUCGCCGCCCUCAACUUCAACGGCGGCGGCCACAUCAACCACUCCCUCUUCUGGGAGAACCUCGCCCCCGCCUCCAGCCCGGACGCCUCCCCGGACUCCGCCCCCAACCUGGUCGCCGAGAUCACCCGCGUCUGGGGCGGCCUGGACAAGUUCAAGCAGGCCUUCAACGCCGCGCUGCUGGGCAUCACCGGUAGUGGUUGGGGCUGGCUCGUCAGGGACGACACGACGGGGUUGAGCAUCGUCACGACCAAGGACCAGGACCCCGUCACCAAGGGCGUGCCUGUCUUCGGCGUCGACAUGUGGGAGCACGCGUACUACCUUCAGUAUCUCAAUGGCAAGGCGGCCUAUGUGGAGAACAUCUGGAAUGUCAUCAACUGGAAGACGGCGGAGUCCAGGUUCUCGGGCAGCCGGGAUGACGCCUUCAAGGCCCUCAAGGCUGUUCUCUAA
Colletotrichum karsti is the source of this 627-nucleotide messenger RNA. RefSeq names its product manganese-superoxide dismutase. Lineage: Eukaryota; Fungi; Ascomycota; Sordariomycetes; Glomerellales; Glomerellaceae. Gene Ontology annotation, molecular function: superoxide dismutase activity; metal ion binding. Gene Ontology annotation, biological process: superoxide metabolic process. The transcript has 3 exons. Bases 1 to 627 code for a protein of 208 amino acids. Gene Ontology annotation, cellular component: mitochondrion. The record is from RefSeq and is a predicted model, not a curated record.